Messenger RNA from Ectocarpus siliculosus, 1003 nucleotides. NCBI's taxonomy places the organism in Eukaryota, Phaeophyceae, Ectocarpales, Ectocarpaceae. The record is from the annotation of a GenBank genome assembly.
AUGCAAGAAGAACGGGAGGGCGAAGCGACAGUACCCGUUGAAUGCGAAGGGAACGUGACCGCGAGAUCGAUGUCCGCUCUGUUGCGGCGCUUCUCCCUGGGCGGUGAUGGCGCCAGCUGCACGCUCGAGCGCCGGAGUAGCUCCUCCGACGGCUGUAGUCUCGAGGGCGACCAGGCCGGCGGCGGCGGCCCCGUUGUAUUCGAGCGUGAUUUUGGCGGUGGCGGCGGCGGGUCCUCCGAGAGCAAUGGGGUCGACAGAGCCGGUGGUGGUGGCGGCGGUGGUGGUCGUGGCGAUACCAAUAGAUCAGCAAAGAGGUGGGGGGAAGGCGGUAACGUUGUGCCGAAGGACGUACCAAAGGAAGUUGGUGGGAGCGGUGUGACAAACGAAGAUGAUAACGGCGCAAACAAGAACAGCAGGCGCGGCGGGGCACCAUCGCACAGGCCGGUGUUGAGCGGGGGCGCCCCGAGCAAUCCCUACGACUCCGCAGUGCAUCUGGGAGCUCAGGCGGCGGCAAGCAUGGUGGAAUUGCCAGCGAGCGAUGACCCAUGGGCCACCUCCUCGUCCUCCUCCUCUUCCCCCUCCUCCUCCCACGUGGUCAUAGUCCGAAAACGACACGACAAACGCGACGGCAGUGACACCGCCGACCGAGGACGGAUGGGGAGAGAAGAAGAAGAAGAAGACCGCCGUGGAGACCUUGAGUGCGUCGUGGACUCCAUCCCUGGCGUGCGCCUGGUCGCGACGGUAGCCGGGACCGUCGCGGGCGCGACCCUCACGGCCGCCCUAGGCGUAGCCGGGUUUACCGUGGGUGUCAUGGAAGCCGUGGUUCCGGCUCAGGCAUGGGCCGAGGGGGUACACGCCUUUCAAUCGGCACGGUUUUUGGGCGGCUGGGCCCUCGGACGCUAGGGAGAACGCUUCGCAAGGGAGGGGGGCGGAUGACAUCCGUGCAGACCCAGUCGGAGGGGGGCGGAAUGUUCUUGUAAAGGUUGAACUGUACUGUGGCCUC